Rhagoletis zephyria (snowberry fruit fly) is the source of this 1051-nucleotide messenger RNA. RefSeq names its product Ca(2+)/calmodulin-responsive adenylate cyclase-like. Gene Ontology annotation, molecular function: adenylate cyclase activity. Lineage: Eukaryota; Metazoa; Arthropoda; Insecta; Diptera; Tephritidae. Gene Ontology annotation, cellular component: plasma membrane. The record is from RefSeq and is a predicted model, not a curated record. Gene Ontology annotation, biological process: adenylate cyclase-activating G protein-coupled receptor signaling pathway; cAMP biosynthetic process.
AGUUGCUCACAAGUAAUUGACAUUGUACGCGAACUGGAGGAGAAGCAGUAGAAGCCUUUGGUGGCGCUUUAAGCGCACUUAGCGCUUCGCAAUCUAUCAACCCACCUCUACGUAUUGCAGAAGAGCCUCUUGUGUUUGCGCAGACUUUUAGCACCUUAGUUGCCGUAGCCACCGUCACGACCGUCGCGUGCUACCAGCUACGCGGCUGGGCAAUGCAAACAUGGAUCAUGCGGUGAAAGCGACACGUGGCCGACCAUGGAAUACGCUGCGCUUCGAGAACGACGAACUGGAAUGCCUCUAUCAACGUUACACGCUCAAAUUGCAGCGCUUUUCGGUGCUGGGCGUGGUUGCGUUGGUGGUGGUGUUGUGCGGUGUCAUGGCGGCGCUGUCAUUGGCCUACAAUAAUGCGCCCACCUUUCAUAAUAUUUUCAACUCCAUUGUGUGCCUGCUAUUUGCAAUUAUCCUAAUUCUGCUGCAAUGUCGCGUCAUCAAGGAUCAUCACCUGCCAAUUCUAUGCUAUGGUAUACUGCUCUUUGCCGCUGUCAUCUGUUUUGUUUCGAUGCCAACACUGGGCAGUGUAUUUCCUGUGGACACAAAGGAGGUCAUGGCCGAAGGUGUGUGGCAAAUUGUUUUUGUUGUCUUUUUGGCAUACGCCAUGAUGCCACUACAAAUAUGGGAAGCAGUUUGCUUUGGUAUUGUUUUGCCCUCAGUGCAUAUUAGUUUAACGGUGUACAAAAUUAUUACGGAUUCAUUUCGUUACUUGGAAUAUAAUCAGCUUAUUGCCAACAUUGUAAUGUUUAUCGGUGUUAAUGUUGCCGGUUUGGUCGUAAAUAUUAUGAUGGAACGUGCCCAACGACGUGCAUUCCUAGAUACACGCAAUUGUAUUGCCGCCCGCUUGGAAAUUCAGGAUGAAAAUGAGAAACUGGAAAGACUUUUGUUGUCGGUUCUACCUCAGCAUGUUGCGAUGCAAAUGAAAAAUGACAUACUCUCACCUGUUGCUGGUCAAUUUCACCGAAUUUACAUACAAAAACACGAGAAUGUGAGGUUGUGA